This is a messenger RNA of Patella vulgata (common limpet), 5677 nucleotides long. RefSeq names its product cholecystokinin receptor type A. The record is from RefSeq and is a predicted model, not a curated record. The transcript has 6 exons. Gene Ontology annotation, molecular function: G protein-coupled receptor activity. The coding region runs from base 290 to 1573 and encodes 427 amino acids. Gene Ontology annotation, cellular component: plasma membrane. Gene Ontology annotation, biological process: G protein-coupled receptor signaling pathway. NCBI's taxonomy places the organism in Eukaryota, Metazoa, Mollusca, Gastropoda, Patellidae.
AAAGGACAAAAUCAAUAAACGAAACGAGACUGACAGCGACGUAAGGUUUGAAACAAGACGGACUUAUCAUUAUUAUCGUAAGUUAAGUCAGUGUCACAGGAUAUGGUAUAUGUGGGCUGAAUCCGCAUUACUUCUCAGCUUUAAUACAGGAAGGUUACAAAGUGGCGUUAAUCUAGCAUAGUGUCAGCAAUUCAACAUCAUAACUUUCCUUCCUCCCACGAAGGUAGUGUGUUGAAAUUUCUUAAAGGAUUAUUUUUGUCCGCAGUCUUACCUGGGAUAGUCAUCAGUGAUGGGUGAUAUGGAUAACGCUACGUUACUUUUACAUCAGAAAUAUAACUUCAGUUACGCGUAUUUCUACGAAGGUGAUCUGGAACAACUUCGCAAACCAUGGGUGCGAGAACCCCAUUUUAUACCCAUGGUAGUCGUGUACAGUAUCACCUUUGUUUUAGGAUUAUUUGGCAAUAUUGUGGUUAUAGCCGUGAUGUGUUGUGGACAUGGAGCAAAAUGCGUCACUUUUCCAUGUUUAUUGAGCAUGGCAUGGGCCGAUGUUCUUUUUCUUCUCGUCUGUGUUCCAGCGGAAGUGGGGAGACAUUUUAUCGGACAUUGGGAAUUAAGUAACUUUCUGUGUAAAUUAUCAGGAUUUGUGGAAAUGAUGUCUGCAACAGCAACUGUUUUUAACCUGAUACUAAUUAGUGCUGAAAGGUAUUUCGCAAUUGCCCAUCCACUGACAUCUAAGAUCAUAUGUACUAAAAAAUAUACGAAAAUCGCCUUAGUAACUACGUGGAUAGGCGCCAUUUUACUUUCAUCGCCAUCUUUUAUUGUAAUGGAUACAGAAACCAAUCUGUAUUAUAACAAUGCUUCGUCUGUGGCCGUUACUCUUUGUGGCGAUGCUGGCAUUCCCGAUUCAGGACGUUUACCAUAUGCAGUCUUUCAGUUGUGUCUCUUAUUUGCAAUUCCCGCCAUCAUCGUGGUCUUCUGCUACUCAAGAGUUAUUUGGAUUCUUUGGCACAGCACUAAGCAAUUACAGUACAUGGCAUCUACCCAAAAAUGUACCAGUCAACGUAAUGGUGUUACAAGAGAGAACGGUCAGUGGAGCAGAAGUUUAAAUGAUAGCUCUGCCAGCAACCCAUUACGUGGCGGUUCUUCUAAUGGAAAACAGCAUUUGGAUCCAGCCUUACAAUCAAGGCAACAGGUAAUAAAGAUGUUGGUGGUAAUAAUCACAGUUUUUCUCGUCAGCUGGGGUCCGAAGUUGGUGUUCCAUGUACUUAAAAAGUAUCGUAUAUUCAGCUUCUAUUCAUCGGGUGUAUUUGUAGCUAUAGUUGUAUUUAAUCUACUACCAUAUGUUCAAUCAAGUUUAAAUCCUGUAAUCUACAUCAUCAUGUCGAAAUCUAUCCGUAAAUCAAUCUGUAAAUCCUUACCAACACCACUGAUUAAACUGUGUUCGCGAUGUGGUAGAGAUUCUCCCAAUAGCAUGAUGAUGAUGAAUUCCACGAUGCCUCCAACUCAGACACUAAAAACUACUAUGGACACCUGCAGGAUGUAUGGAGCUGGUGGACAAACGGCUGAUCUCUAGAUGGUAUAAUUCCUUGAAGUGAACUAGGAGACGAACAUGGCCUUUCAUGCGAAUAUUAUUAAUCUCUUUUGUUAUGACAGCAAGCUAACAACUGAGACCUUGGUUGUUGAUUAAUUUGAAUUUUUUCUUCUGAAACCACAAGGAACUGGGGUUUUAUCGGAUGAUCUCAAAUAGUGUUUGUUGGGUUCAGUUGGUGUGCAUCAAAAACUUCUAUAGAUUUGGGUUAAUCCAUCUGGGACAAAAUAAAUUGUGACUUUUUUAUAUCAAAUGAACCAUCAAACGUAUAUCAAUUCCUAUAUUUUAGGGUUGAGUUAGAUUGUGUGUUCAUAAAGGGUAUUCACAGCUUUGUGACCUUUGACUAACCAGAUAAACAUACAUCUCCUUUAUAGUGUCUGUUUGAUCGGGUGUUCAUGACAAAGUGACAAUGAUCAGAGAUUUUAAAUAAACUUACAAUAUUGGAUUAACAUCAUGGGGCAUAUGGAAUAUAGGAAUGCAAAGAAGUGUGUGCGAAGUUUUUUUUAUUAUAAUGUCGACUGAAGCAUUUAGACAAUGGUCCCAAGAAGAUGCUCAUCUGUUUAACAUACAUUGUAUGUUUAUACUUUAGUGCUAUAAUAUUUAUUAUAUUACAAUGGAUUUGUAUAUAUUAAUGUAUUAAUUUUAAUACUAAUGUAUAGUGUGCAAUAUUUCUUUGCUUUGUGUACACGUAAAUGACGACCAAUUAAAAGAACCCCAUUUAAGUUAAUGCUUUAGUCGUUUGGGUGCCUUGGGUUAGGUGCUUCUAAAACUAUCUCGCAUACAUUGUUAUUAUUUAUUGAUGAUUUCAUGGUGGUUUGUUUUUAAGAGAAAUUUGGUGACAUUUUAUCUGUAGAAACAGACUGAUAUAGAAACAUAAAAUUAUUUGUCAAGUGUUUUUUCUUGAUCGGAAACAAAAAUAAAUAUUUGGUAAUUGGAUACUGGUAGGCAACAUUGAGUUAAAAUAUAUUUUGAAUAACUAUUUUGUCUUUGGACAAUAUAACCUAUUUGAUGAGUAGAAUAACUGUAUAUAUUUUCUACAUGCAUCGUUUAUCUAAUAUAUAUGUAGUGCGUUAUAUAUCUAUAAUAUUCAACUAGAAAAAGUAAUUAACUUGUUUUAGUAAUUACCAGGUGAUCUGAUGAUAAACUGGCUUUUGUCUAAGAAAUAAACAAUAGAAAACAAAAUAUUAAUCAAUAUAGAUAAUUAAUACCUAUAUUACCUGAGGUUUUAUUAGAUUUUCACCUGACUGAUUACAAUAUGUUAACCUAGAAAUUACUCUCUUUCAUAUCAUUUUCUGUCAACUUAUUAUAAUAUGGAAGAUCGCUGGAGAUUUAUACUAUAUUAAUUAAUGUAGCUCUGUGUUGAUCUGUGGGUAGUUGCCAGUUAUCUACUCAUUCUGUGCACAAGAUAUCAGACAAAAUUAGUCAGGAAGUAUCAUGCUGUGUGUGAUAUUUUUUUACAUGUUAUAUUUAAUUUCAGCGUUGAUGUUAUAAUGGUAUAUUAAACAUGCCUUAUGCAGCGCAAAAUUUGUCUAUUGCAUGUCUUUCUAUAGACCUGACAAGUUAUCAAAAUUAUUAAUUAGAGAUUAAUUAACUUACCAAGAUCAUAAUCAUAAUCAACUCUCGAUGCCAUCGGAUGCCUGCGAUUUUUCAUUGAUUCAAAUACGUUUUGUGGUGGAUGCAGUUACCGUAAAAAUGGAUAAUCGAAACUUUGUUUAUUAUUGUAACAACAGUAUUAAUGACAAUCGAGGCUAGCCUUUAAUUAUAUCGCUCAGAUUGAAGUAAUUUGGCUGAAAAUUUCAAAAUAUCCUUUUUCCAUUAUGUAUUCUUUAACUACUAUAGCGAGAAAUGUCAGUUUAUUUAAUCUUACCUAAUCCUGCUUUAAGUAUGGAAAAUAUCAAACCAUUUUUCUCGUCUUUGCUACAGGCGUGUUAUCAUUAUGGAUAGCAUGUAUGAAUAAAUGGAAUAGUUAAAUUAGAAAAUGAUAUGAAUUAUUGUAAUUGAAGGUGGGAUAUGUUAUAUAUUGUGAAAUUUAAAAUCAAUUCUUUCCCGCGGUCGAAUCAGAAUACAUGACGCCUUUUGUUUUUAUCUAGUAAUUACUUGUAUUUGCAACAGUUUGUACCAUAAUUACAACUUAUACAUAACCUAAUAUUUACCAGCAUGUUUCUAAAUUCAAUAAAAAAAAUACACUUAAUGCCUAGGUCCCACCGGGGAAAAAUCAUCGGUAAUGUGGAAAUAAAUAAAUUUUCUCCCGAUGACUCCCGAUGCUAUCGAUGUUUUUGGCCAAAAAACGGAAUAGUCCCAUGAGAAAUGGCACUUAUUAGGCAUCGGGUAUGGUCCGGUGGACGUUCACUGAUUCUUCGGCUAUGAUCACAAAGCGUCUGAGAAAGUCACCCGAACAAUUGUCGUGAUUCAUCGGGGAUGGUCCUCAAUAAUCGGGAAAGCUCAAAAGUGAAUAGUCUUGCCGGUAGAUCUCAGUCUCGUGCCUGGUGGCAUAUCGGCGGCACUUAUACCUAGGUUCCACUCGGCAUUUUUUGCCUCGGCGAUGUACUACCGAUUGAAAUUAACGAGACUCGGGAGGCGUCUGAAAAACAUAUUUCGCGGAAGCUACCAGGUAAACAUUCCCGGAGCAUCCCUGUGGGUCUAGAAGGCUGUGGGGAUGCCUCUCCGGUCUCUCGCAGUUCUCCCGAGGCCUCCCGAUGGUUCCCGAGUCUCGUCAAUUCAUCCGUAGUACAUCCCCAAGGCAAAAAAAAAAAAAAAAUUCCCAGUGAGACCUAAGCAUUAAGCAACUACUUUUUAUACUAUUAACGUACUUGGGAAAUUAUAAUACACACAUUUAGUAUUGUAAUGCAUGAAAAUCGUUUUUAGUGAGGUGGGUCAGGUAUGCACAAUAGUACUAUAUCUUGUAUUGUUUCUGUAAUAUUUCCAAGCAUAUGCGUACACCGACCCCAGCCCCCCAAAAAGCUUUAUUAUGAAACGACUUUUAUAAUUAUGUUACGGAAAUAUGUAACUAUCUCCACGUAUAAUACGUGAGUAUCGGGGAAAUUUUGUUGAGUAAGAAUUGUUAAGAAGGAAAUAGGAUGCAGCCGAUUUCCGGGGCGAAUUUUGAGAGGGGUUAAUCAAUCUGUCAUUGCGCAUAAAAUAAAGCAAAAUACGACCAUAUCCGUUUUAAAGACAAGCCAGACGAAUUUGAGACUCUUUACUACACAUAACAUGAUUUACCCUGUAGGUUUUUCCCUUCAGUUAUGCAAUGAUUAAGAUGUAACUGUUCUAUAGAAUAAAUCUGUUUAAAAAUCGAACAACGGAAAUUAGGCAACCUCAUAUGAAUCACGGCAUUAAUUUCAGACAGACCACUUCUCGACUUUAAAACAGUGAUAAACAUGUGUUCUGAUUAGACUGUCCAUGAUCGGAAUCAGUAUUGCGAUAAAUGAUUAUAACAUAUUCGAUUAUGUACGAUGACUUUUCAGAUAUCCUCCGUUACAUCGGAUCAUGAUUUAACUAAUUAUUACAAUUCUUAAAGUCUUAAAGGUUUCUACCCUUAAUACUUUUUAAUUUAUCAGUCUUACUGUUAUUGAACUAUUUUUUUUUUUAGUAUCUUAACAUCAAAACAAUUGUAUUUGAAUAAUACCGUAUAUAUGCCGAUUUGAUUCAUAGUUUGACUUGGCUGUUUCUAACGCUGGGACCCCAGCGUUACUCGUCUUGUUGGUCUUGUUGAUAUGACGUCACAAUUCCAAGAUGUAGGUCCAUAGUACGUUCGUGCUGGUUCAAUAAAUGUCUUAAAAAUAUAUUUUGUUUUUAAACAUCGGUUGGUUUUCUGAGAACUUUCAACAUAUUAACUGUCAAGUGUUAAUGAUGUUAUUUAAAACCAAUUAAAUGUUUUGUUUUUAAACUCUUUUGAAACUUUAAAUUUUAAUUUUUGCAACCAACAUCUGUUUUUAUAAAAUAUGAAUAAUACCAUGUACAUUGUUUAUAUAUACAUUAUUCCCAGUAGCUUUUAAUAUUGUUGUUGUUUAUAAAUAAUACAUUGUGUUAAAUAGUUUACUAAAAUCAAUUUAUCAUUUUUAUCAUGUUAUUUAUUUACAUGCAAGCGUU